Marasmius oreades (fairy-ring Marasmius) is the source of this 1887-nucleotide messenger RNA. RefSeq lists its product as uncharacterized. NCBI's taxonomy places the organism in Eukaryota, Fungi, Basidiomycota, Agaricomycetes, Agaricales, Marasmiaceae. The transcript has 2 exons. The record is from RefSeq and is a predicted model, not a curated record. Bases 1 to 1887 code for a protein of 628 amino acids.
AUGCUUGGGACCUCAGAAAAUCCUCUCCCCACUCUCACCCAGACCACAUUCGUAGAUUCCUCCUACCAGGCACACGGCUUGUGUCAGUGUAACCAAUGUGCACCCAUCGUCCUAGGGCGCACUCUCCCGGUUCUCAACCAGUCCACACUUGUAGGAACCUCCGACGUUACAUACAACUUGGGUCACCAUGGUGCAUACGCAGUUACUCUGACUCCUCACAACCGGAGUGCCUUAAAUGAACUCGCAGGUGUUCCGCUUCUUACUUCGAAGCUACCCGAUCGUCAAUCAAUUUACCCAAGUCAUGAUCUACCCUACAUCUUGACCACGACAGAUCCUGGCAGAGAGCCGCCUGUCAAGAGGCUACCCGCCGCCAUUCUUUCAUAUAUUUUCGUUUUGGCGCAUCAUCGCGAAGAGCCUCUCUACGCAAACUUCACUUAUAUGUGUCCUUUUCAUGCCCUUGCUUUCCCUUGGGUCGUGAGUAGCGUAUGUCUCCAGUGGCACAUCGUUGCGCGAAACACAAAGGAACUGUGGCGGAAGAUAACGAUAUCGACAGGUGACCAUUUCACUCGCAGAUGGGUGGUAAAUGGAUAUGCGUUGCGCCGGUGGAUGCUCUUUUUCCUUGGCUCGCCUGAAUGCCUCAAUCCCGAUCAAUGGAGCGCGUAUGGAUCUGGGAUGGAUGUCCACCUCAGGACUUCAGCUUCAGGGUUCUCGAACACGGACUACCAAGUCCUAUUGAUUCUCCUGGAAUAUUCCCAUUACUGGCGCACUUUGCGAUUGGAAACGCAUCGCCCUGCGCUGUCAGUCAUUCAAAUGAAAGGUGUCCAUGCGAGCUCCCUCGAGACCUUGGACAUUUCCCUUUUCUGUGGAGACGCAGUUGACAUCGACCUCCGCGCUACACAAACCCCGUCGUUUCCUUCACUGUUUCUCUCUGCUCCAAAAUUGAAGAAUCUGUAUGCUUCAGAGGCAAGCCGUUGCCUUCAUUCGUUUCGGCUUCCAUGGGAGCAAUUGGAUUCCAUCCGUAUCACGCAUUGCGGUCUGGAACACGAUCGGAUCACGUUGGGUUUGUGGUUGUUGGCGAAUACCAUGUCUAUCAAGACCGUGCAGUUGGAGGCGAAACGGUCGGCCCCUACGAAGCCGACAAUGAACGCGCUCAUCGCAUGUACGAUGUUUCGUAACCCUUCGGUUCAAGUGUUCGAGUACUGUUGUCCUGAGGAUGAAAUUUUAUAUUCGAAUCCCUUCGCGAUACAUGUCUUUGACCGCCUUCUGUUACCCAACCUCAAGGAGCUCAUUCUACGCGACGAUUCCCAUCCUCAAUCAUUCCAAGCGGCACGUAACAUGAUUCUUCGUUCCAAAGCGUCCAUUUCGCAUCUGACAGUUUUUGGCGUAUUGUCCCGACAAGGACUCUAUCAAUUGUUAGAGGUCGUGGAACCAUCUAUCGAGUCUCUCACAGUAGGGAUAAACCCGCUUGAAGCUCAUUAUGCAUUCACAUCACUCGAAAUCAUCAAUUGGUUCGAUUUUCCUCGCUUGAAGGAGCUCACUUUUGUCAUCCGAGCAUCUCCACUCAUGUCCUACUUGGCGACGUCCCCUCGCUGGCAUCGCGCUCGAUGUAUACGAACUCUUCUUAACAUCAUCGAAAGGAGAUGGCCAUCACCAGCGAUUCAUCCCUUCGGAGGGAAUCCUCGUCGCCGGGGUGUCGUACCUGCCGCCUCUUCUGCACCGCUAACAAAGUCGAGGAUCGUAUUCCGCACCAGCGAUCUGGAGAUUGCGGAAGUUCUCGGUACGGUGUUACAAGACUUUGAUCGAGGGAAUGUUGAAGUUGGUCUAGAACGUGUGGAUCCUGUGCCUAGGCUUGUGGUGGAUCCACGCCAGGACGCCUUUGUAGUGUGA